Drosophila rhopaloa is the source of this 1238-nucleotide messenger RNA. RefSeq names its product antigen 5 like allergen Cul n 1. Bases 1 to 1143 code for a protein of 380 amino acids. The transcript has 3 exons. Lineage: Eukaryota; Metazoa; Arthropoda; Insecta; Diptera; Drosophilidae. The record is from RefSeq and is a predicted model, not a curated record.
AUGCUAGAACCGCACACACGACGUAUACGCAAUAUUCGCAUCAAUCAUCCGGCAGCGCGUCCACUCGCCUCGACGCACCAAUUCCAACUGGCACACAGCGCGACUUUGGAUGCUGAUGGCUCCGAUUCGGGCUCGGAUUCGGACUCGCAUUCGGAGUGGCAUGCAACUCGUGGCACUGGGCCACUGGCACACGUCCGCAGGACGCAGGCGCCCGGAGAGAGCCGCAUCCUUUGGCCCACAGACGGUGUGAAAUCAACAAUGUUCCUGUUUCGAGAGCGGUUUAUCUGCGUCGUGAUCCUAUUCCUGUCCCCAUUCUCCGUCAGAGCCUGGGAUUAUUGUCAGGAGCACUGGUGUCCCCGUUCCGACGACCAUGUGGCAUGCAACAACAAUGGCAGUUUUGGAACCGAGUGCGGUAACGAGGCCAGGUUAAUACCACUGAGCAGUGGGAUGCGCCAGUUUAUCGUCAAUCAGGUGAACUUCUAUCGCAAUCAGGUGGCAUCUGGUGAUUUCUCCGGCUUCCAAGCCGCCCACCGGAUGGCCAGUGUUCGCUGGGAUCCAGAGCUGGCUAAGUUGGCGGAACUGGCGGCCAAAAGGUGUAGCCUCUCGGGUGACGGGUGUCGCAACACCAGGCGCUUCAAGCACGUGGGUCAACUGACUGGACACGUGAUCUUCAGCGUCGGACGGCACAGCGAUCUCGAGUUGCUGGGCUACAAGAUCUCCAACUGGUUUGGCCAGUACAAAAGGGCCACCAAGGAGCUGGGAGAAGCCGAUCCGGCAAGUGACAUCACCAGUUUCCGCCAGUUGAUGCAGGAGCGGGCCACCCACAUGGGAUGCGCAGUGCUCCGGCAGCGAAGUGACGAGCGCUGGCACCAGCAGUUCAUCGUCUGCAACUUUGCACGCGAGAAUGUUGCUGGGGAACCGGCCUACGAGGUGGGUCUUCUAUCCGGCAGCGGUUGCCUGGCGGGACGCAAUCCUCGCUAUCCGAAUCUCUGCUCCCUGGAGGAGCACUACGAUGUGAACGCCGUCGACCGCUUCCACAUCAAGCCACCGCUGAGGAUCAAGUUGAAGUACAGUGGACCCCAGGGCUCAAAGGCUGUUCCUGGGUUGGCCUACCAUCUCAACAUUAAGUUGCCUUUUUUUUAACACCUUUAUUCCAAUGGUAUUUUUACUAAGAUAUAUUCAAAAUCUAAUCUAUAUUUACUAAAUAUAUAAAAAUUAAAUAAACUCGCUCACCAAUA